Acaulospora morrowiae is the source of this 1665-nucleotide messenger RNA. The record is from the annotation of a GenBank genome assembly. NCBI's taxonomy places the organism in Eukaryota, Fungi, Glomeromycota, Glomeromycetes, Diversisporales, Acaulosporaceae.
AAACGAUAUUUCGUAAUGCCUUUUUCCACACCUACUCUUGGUGUCUUCAAAACACCGGAAAUUAACAAUGAACCAUUGAGAAGUUAUGCUCCACACACCGAUGACCGUUCCAAACUACAAGAUGCAUUAAAUAAGCUUAAAUCCGAAGUCCCAAUCGAAAUUCCUGUUUUCGUUAACGGAGAAGAGAUUCGCACUGGGAGAGUAGCGGAACAAAAAAACCCUUCAAAUCACAGCACCGUUCUAGCAAAAUAUCAUGAAGCCGAUAGUUUACUUGUCGAAAAGGCAAUUCAAGGAGCAUUAGCGGUCAAAACUCGCUGGGAAUCCUACCCAAUUAAUGAUCGAUGUGCCAUCUUUCUUAAAGCUGCUGAUUUAGCGGCUGGAAAAUAUCGGUAUCUACUGUUGGCCUCCACGAUGCUUGGUCAGGGAAAAAACGUGUGGCAAGCUGAAAUUGAUGCCGCGGCGGAGUUAAUAGACUUCUGGAGAUUCAACGCCAAAUAUGCUCUUGAUAUUUAUCAGCAACAGCCGCCAAAGAAUUCACCAGGAGUCUGGAAUCGCUUGGAAUAUCGUCCACUAGAAGGCUUCGUGUAUGCGGUUACACCAUUUAACUUUACAGCUAUUGGGGCUAAUCUUCCAAGUGCACCUGCAUUGAUGGGAAACGUUGUACUCUGGAAACCAUCACCCAGUGCUGUUCUCUCAAAUUGGAUUGUUAUGCAAAUAUUGAGGGAAGCAGGCCUACCCGAUGGGGUAAUUCAAUUUAUUCCGGGUCCUGCUACUGAAAUAACCGAACGGAUAUUACGAUCACCAGAUUUUGCCUCGUUACACUUUACUGGUUCUACGGCCGUUUUUAAAAAGUUGUGGAGGGAUAUUGGUAAUAAUAUUGAGAUCUAUAAGUCUUAUCCUAGAAUAGUGGGUGAAACUGGCGGAAAGAAUUUCCACGUGAUUCACGGCUCCGCCAAUUUGGCAAACGCGGUCCAGCAAACAAUUCGUGGAGCCUUCGAAUAUCAAGGUCAAAAAUGUUCUGCAGCUUCUCGAGCUUAUGUUCCAAUGUCUUUAUGGGAUGCCUUUCGUGAGGAAUUGCUAAAAGAACAUUCCAAGAUUAAAGUUGGAUCAGUGGAAGAUUAUAAAAAUUUUAUGGGUCCGGUUAUACAUGCUACUGCCUUUAAAAAAAUUAAGUCUUAUAUUGACUGGGCAAAGGAUUCUUUAGACAGUGAAAUUAUUGCAGGAGGAAAUAUGGAUGAUUCGAAAGGUUAUUUCAUAUAUCCAACAAUCAUUGUCACAAAAAAUCCAAAAAGUAAAACCAUGGUAGAAGAAAUCUUUGGGCCUGUUCUUACCAUCUACGUGUAUGAUGAUGAUGAAUACGAAAAAACGCUCGAUCUAGUAAACGAAACUUCUACUUACGCUUUAACUGGUUCUAUAUUUGCUCAGGAUCGUUCAGCCGUUGUGUUGGGUGAAAACAAACUAAGGAAUGCUUCUGGAAAUUUCUAUAUCAACGAUAAAUCUACUGGUGCUAUUGUUGGUCAACAACCAUUUGGUGGAUCUCGUGCAUCUGGUACCAACGACAAAGCUGGAAGUCAAACUUUGUUGUAUCGAUUCGUUUCCAUGCGUGCUAUUAAGGAAAAUUUCGUCGAUCUUGAGGAAUUUACAUACCCGUCUAAUUUGGUUUGA